AUGUUUCGUUGCGCAUUGGACUGCUACCUCAACAGACACCCUGCAGCAGCUUACUGUGAUUUCCUUCCCUGCAGCCACAAGACCUGGACAGGGCCGGAGGCGGAAGAUGUGCCGCCUCAGUGGUCGCUGAAGGACGGUCGCUUGGCGUUGCCCGCGAGCCCGCAGGUGAGGACUCGACCCAAAUCUGCGAGCGACACAUCGGUGGACAGCCGCUCGCCGCGAAGUCCGGCACGACCGAUGGUUCCAUCCCAGGCCUUCCAGGCGUUGAUUGACCAGCUGGUGAACCAGCAUGCAACGGAGCUGGAAGCGCUUCGAGCGGCUUUGGCGAGGAAGGAUGAGUCGCCGGUGUUGUCGCCCACUCUGGUGGCUGGUAUGGAGCGAAUGAUGACGCCGACGUCGAACACCAGCUACCCGGGCCAGUGGCGAAACAAGCGACUUUCCUCACAGUCCGCUCUCGUGGAUGCCAACACCAUCCUCGAAGCAUGGGAUGAACAGGAACACCUGGAGAUGCGAGACAUUCAGAACCAGACGCGGCUCUCGACCAGCGAGUCGGAUCCUCCAACGCGCAGCGAACGCUGCCAAGAUUUCCUCGUUUCGGCUUCGUACGAGGGUGUCAUGGCCGCAGUCCUCGUUGCGAACAUGCUGUGGAUGGCCUGGACGGUGCAGGUGCAGGGCGAACAGAUCAACCUUACUGACACUUCUUUCGGAGUGGGCAUGGAGAUCUGGAGGGAGAUCUUCUACCUCGUCGACGCCAUCUUCGCCGGCCUCUACAUUGGAGACGCUUGCUUGAGGAUCCUGGGGCUGGGCCGACGGUUUUGGCGGACCUGGAUGAACUGCCUGGAUUUCGUGGUGGCCGGAUUUUGCGUCGUGGAAGUAUUUUGGCUCCUGUCGGCCGGCAGUUCCGGCGUCAACUUCGACUUUUUCCGGUUGCUGCGCGUCGUCAAGCUGACGAAAGCGCUGCGCAUGUUCAGUGUCGCAGUGGGCCAUGCUCCCCUCCAACUGCUGGUGAAAUGCUUGGAAGCGAGUCGAGGGAUGUUGUUUUGGUCCUUCUGCCUUUUGUCUCUUCUACAACUCUUGGCUGGAGUUGUGGUGAGCAUGCUGGCUGCCCCGUACUUGCUAGACGACGGGAACGACGUGCUCAUGAAGGAGGAGGUGGAUGGUGGGUGGUUUGCGAAUUGGGGGCCGGCCUGUCGCGUGCUCGUCGACAACAUCUCCGAGUGGUUCGCGCUCUUCUUUUUGCUCUACCGCCGCUGCGUCUUCGGCUUCGCGGUGCUCAACGUGGCAGCUCCGAUGCAAGCCCGCAGCAGUCCCGCAGCCCUCGAGGUAAACUCAGUGUUUGUCCAGCACCUUGGCCGCCUUUCAGCGCAGACGAUGAAAACUGCAACUUCCGACGAAGAGCUGGCUUUCAAGCAGAAGGAGAAGGACAUCGCGCAGUACAACCGGAAAGUGCGGAAACUCUUCCAAACCAUCGACUCUUCUGGAGACGGUGCGAUCAACUUGGAGGAGUUCGAGAAGCUGGUGCAGUCACCCAAGCUGAGCUUCUGGAUGAGCCAAUUGGAGUUGGAGUACCACGACUUAUUGAGCCUCUUCGAGUUCCUCGACAACGGCGAUGGCCAGAUCAC
Molecule: messenger RNA, 1622 nt
Organism: Symbiodinium necroappetens
Lineage: Eukaryota; Dinophyceae; Suessiales; Symbiodiniaceae
Source: the annotation of a GenBank genome assembly